AUGUGCUCAAGCGUGAUUUGCGUAAUUGACAAACAAAAAGCUGGAAAUCUAUUGGGUAUCGACACCGCAAAACAAUUGAAACUAGUAACAAUCGCUAAUGAAAUUUCAACCAAUGAGAAAAUUCGAAAUCAUCAUACCGAAAAUCAAAACGUAGUACCGAAUAUACCGCAAGAAAUAAAAACUUUGAUAAACGACUUUAAUGAAUGUUUUCAUGGUACCGGAACGAUGAAAGAUUACGAAUGCAAACUACAUGUCAAACCGGAUGUUCAGCCGAUUUAUCAAAGAAUGAGGAGCUAUCAUAUACAUCUUCAAAAACAAAUAGACAGUGAAAUUAUACGUUUAGAGGAAGCUGGAAUUAUCGAGUCUGUGGAAAGACCGCAAGAAUGGGUUUCAAAUUUAGUAGCCACACCCAAAUCAUACAACUCAGUACGACUAUGCUUAGAUGCUCGCAGCAUCAACACUGCGAUACAAAGAGAAACGCAUCCAAUACCGACCCUCGAAUCUAUACUUGAUGGCAUGCAUGGGAGUAAAAUUUUUAGUAAAAUAGAUAUGAAAGAAGCACACACACAAAUAAUGCUUGAGGAAGAAUCGAGAAAACUGACAAAUUUUCACACGUCUUUCGGCAUUAAAAGAUUUAAAAGAUUGUGCUAUGGAUUAAACAAUGCUUUUGAAGUAUUUCAAAGAUCAUUGGAUCAAACCAUUGGUAAAUUACGUAAUGUGAAGUGCAUUUCGGACGAUACUAUUGUUUACAACAAAAAUUAUGCCGAACAUUUAGAAACUUUAAAAGAUUUAUUUACAAAAAUAAAAGAGCUAGGACUGCGUUAA
Hydractinia symbiolongicarpus is the source of this 825-nucleotide messenger RNA. RefSeq lists its product as uncharacterized. The record is from RefSeq and is a predicted model, not a curated record. The transcript has a single exon. NCBI's taxonomy places the organism in Eukaryota, Metazoa, Cnidaria, Hydrozoa, Anthoathecata, Hydractiniidae. The coding region runs from base 1 to 825 and encodes 274 amino acids.